AUGCCUCGUGAAGUCUCCGACAUUAAGCAGUUCAUCGAGAUCUGUCGGCGCAAGGAUGCCUCCUCUGCCCGCAUCAAGCGCAACCGCAAGUCCCAGCAGAUCAAGUUCAAGGUCCGCUGCCAGCGUUUCAUCUACACCCUUGUCCUGAAGGACUCCGACAAGGCCGACAAGCUGAAGCAGAGCUUGCCCCCAGGUGCGUUCCUUUCCCGAACUAUCCGAGAUAUUUCCAGACGAGGCAGCCGACUAGUUCAAUUCGCAUGCCACCUGGUUGCUCUCAAGGUUGUCGACGUGUCCAAGGGUGACAAGAAGAAGGCUCUGUAA
Molecule: messenger RNA, 321 nt
Organism: Aspergillus tanneri
Lineage: Eukaryota; Fungi; Ascomycota; Eurotiomycetes; Eurotiales; Aspergillaceae
Gene: RPL38
Product: 60S ribosomal eL38 domain-containing protein
Exons: 3
Coding region: 1-321 (106 amino acids)
Biological process (GO): protein-RNA complex assembly; translation
Cellular component (GO): cytosolic large ribosomal subunit; ribosome
Molecular function (GO): structural constituent of ribosome
Source: RefSeq, a predicted model, not a curated record